UACCAGGGCAACGCGCGUCGCCAGGCAACCGCUCUGCUCGCACUUGCCAUCUGCAGGCAGCGCCAUGGAGGAAAAGCCGGACAUCGGAGCUUUGAGCCCUGAACAACAAGAAAACCUGCGCCAGUUCAAGAUCAAGACAAGAAUGGCGAACGAAAUGUAUCUGAGGGCUCAUCCCGAGGUGGAAAUGCUGACCAGCGAUUUUCUAAGAGAUGUGUUUCUUAAAAGACCUACAGACAUCCGUCAGUUUGCUGCAGAUUACUUCAGUGACCCAGACCUACCAGCAAAAAUUGGGUUCCGAGUGGAAGAAAACGCUGCAGUGAACAUUUGAGGACUUCUUUAAACAGCGGAUCGUGUGCUCUGUUGCCAUUUGUCUGUAACUAGCCGAACUCCAUUCGUCUAAUUAGCAAUAGCAACAUUAUGUAAUUGGCUUCAUUAAGAGUGGAGUCGACAGGGGACACGAGACCGCUUAACUUGUUUGUUCGUUGACUCUAUGGGGAUGAAUUAUGAACUGCACUGAACGGAACAAAAUGUCUCGUUAAGAGUACAGAGUUAUUAUUAGUCAUGUCUGGUUGCUUGACCUCUUCAUGCUGGAGAGUUCCACCAAUUUUUCCUGCAUAAUUCAAUGGUUAAGAUGUAAACAAAUACAAGGUGGUGUGAUGCAAAAAUCCAUUCAAGAAAAACUUGACCUACAGAAUGAUUCACAGAGGUGGUGAUGGGAACCAGACGUCUGAAGAGUUUAAUGCCUCUAAAUGCUCCCUCACAGAAACUUACAUGAAGUGGUCAUGAAUGAUGAGUUCCCUGGUUCCUGUCCCCACCAUUCUAAAGAAAUCUGAGUCAGUAAGUUUACAAUGAACCAUUUCAGGCCAAACCACUCAGAAUAAUUAGUUUACAUCUCAGCCACUGAAUUUUGCAAAAUUUGGAAAGAAUUUAAGCAGAAAGGGCAAAGGGCAUAUAUGUUGUAAAAAUAUUGUUUAAAAAUGUUGCAAUUAGAUUCAUAAAGGCAGAAGUGCAUUGAUGUUUUUGUACAAAUGCGUCAACGAAAAUAUAAAUUAUACCUGAUUUCUUUCUGGGUUCGA
Pygocentrus nattereri (red-bellied piranha) is the source of this 1076-nucleotide messenger RNA. Its product is annotated as regulatory subunit of type II PKA R-subunit domain containing 1. The record is from RefSeq and is a predicted model, not a curated record. Bases 65 to 328 code for a protein of 87 amino acids. Lineage: Eukaryota; Metazoa; Chordata; Actinopteri; Characiformes; Serrasalmidae. The transcript has 4 exons.